Magallana angulata is the source of this 2974-nucleotide messenger RNA. RefSeq lists its product as uncharacterized. The record is from RefSeq and is a predicted model, not a curated record. Bases 113 to 2827 code for a protein of 904 amino acids. Gene Ontology annotation, molecular function: chitin binding; oxidoreductase activity. The transcript has 5 exons. Gene Ontology annotation, cellular component: extracellular region. Lineage: Eukaryota; Metazoa; Mollusca; Bivalvia; Ostreida; Ostreidae.
GUCUUCCCGUUCCAAAGCCACCAUGACACAUCACUGUGCAAUAAAACUAUAUAGGUGGCGCUGAUCUUCUCCAAAGUUGCUUUAUUGCGCUGUGCAAACGCAGCCGACAAGAAUGGCGACUUUAAGCGAAAACGAAAAGACAUGGAAGGUUCAUCUUCUGUUGUCUGUUCUUUUCGCCUUGGUUCCCACGGCUUGGAGCGUGAUCCACAAUAUGGCCAUUCCACAGGGACUUGACGAUUGUUUCACAAGAUACGCAAGAAAGACCAGCAUCCGACACACCGUCGGCCAAUCCAUCAACUGGAUCUGUGUUCAUCAAUUUAUGUGGCAGCAAAACGGAAUGCACAAAUGGUUUAAUUACAACGUUACUUCCAACACAAAUGUCUGGUAUAGUCGUCUGCUCGUGUUCCCAAACAGAAGGUCCCUUACAAACACUGGGACGGGAAGAGUUAGGAAGGAAAUACGCAUGAUGUCCGAUUUUGAACGACAAAAGUUUUUCACUGCUAUCCAGAUGUUGAAAGCAGAUAAGAGCAUACAUCCGAACAAAUAUGAUUCGCUGGCAGCCUUACAUCAAGGAAUCACAGAGACUGCGGCUCAUGGGGGACCGAAUUUCCUCGGAUGGCAUCGAGUCUUUUUAAUCAUGUUUGAGAAUGCAUUAAGAGAAAAAAUUCCAGAUGUUACGCUUCCAUACUGGGAUUCAACUAUUGACGAAGCAAUGGCAAACUCUGUUGCGUCAGCCAUAUGGAGCGAUCGCUUCUUAGGGAAUGGCAAUGGACUCGUCACCAAUGGCCCCUUCGCUGAUUGGAUGACUCCAGCAGGUCCCCUUAUAAGAAAUAUCGCAAAUACGGGACAACUGUUCCGUCGUAACGUCAUACAAAAUAUUCUCACAAGAAAACGACUCAGCGAAAUCACUGAACCGCAUGCAUUCACUCAAUUUAAUCUCGAAUUCCAUCAUGGCGAAGUACACAUGUGGGUGGACGGACAAAUGGGCGAGUUGACAACUGCUGCAAUGGACCCUGUCUUUUUCCUUCAUCAUGCUUAUAUUGAUUACGUCUGGGAAAAAUUCAGAGCACAACAGAGGCUAAACGGCAUCGACCCUGCCCGGGAUUACCCAUCUGUUGUCAACCAUACUCUGCAUUUACCGACCGCUAUGUUAGGACUUGGUAAUUUCAGGAACAUAGACAGCUUCAGCGAAUAUAUUGUUAAAGGAAUAUACAAAUACGACGAGACGCCAUCUUGCUCAGCUUUUAACCGAAACUGUGGCUCACCGUAUCUGCAAUGUAUGAACAGGAACAGCGAAUGGAUUUGUGUGUCUAUCGACCAAGCACAUAUGCCUCCUAUGCAGCGGCGUCCAGUAAUGGCGAACAAUAUGAGAAUACAGAUGCAACAACAACAACAGCAGCAGCAACAACAAAUGUUACAACAAAUGUUACAACAACAAAUGCAAAAUCAGCAAAUGCAAAAACAACAAAUGAAGACUAUGCAACAAAACAAUGCUUGGUUGAAUAAAUUUAACAUCCCAAACAUGAAUGUCAACAUGCAGCGAAUUGGGCCAAACACGAUGCAAAAUUCCAGACCCGCUGUUGUUCCCCAAUUAGGGCGUAAUAUGUUAAUGUCUGUGCGAAGAGACAGGGCGAACCCUAUGGGAUUUGAAAUCUUCAACGUCCCCUCUCCAACAAUGCCUCAACCAAAUCAGAUGCAACAAAUGAACGCAAAUAUGCCCAGAAUACGAGGUACGGGCUCCGAUGUAAAUAGAAUGAUACAGGGAAUGAUUCAGAACAAAGUCCAGAAUUCCAUGCUGCCACCGACUCACUCGCCUACUAUGUCUUCACAAGAGACCUGUCCUGUAAUUCCUGUAAACAGACCUUAUCAGAAUAGCUUCAACAUUAACGGCGUCAGCGACAUGCGACUUUGGGUCUACCUUCCAGUAGAUGUAGUUUACAGGCGACCUCCAGAGUACGAGAGAUACAAUGCAUUCCCUGUUAUGAAUGGUCGUCCCAUGAAACAGACAGACAUUUAUGAGCCCGAUGCUUACAAAUCUCUUAAAGCACCACUUGCUACAGGUCGUCCGGCCUCAUAUGCUUCGUGUAAUACUGGGCAGUUUGGUGCUGGUGCUGUUUUUAUUCAGUCUAAUGGUAUUAACUACGUAGGAACCUACAAAGAAUAUGCCAUUGUUGACCAUCGUCAAGCUAUUUCUAGCUCAACUGCAUUUGUGGCAAUCAAAGACCCAGGGUAUGGGGCAACAGACGUAAUGCUUUCUGCCUAUGAUUCAUGCGGAAGAAUCUGUCGUCCAUAUUGUAAAAUACCAAAUUCCCAAAAGGGCGAAUCACAACCAUGCUCUGGAUUGUUGCGCGUAACCUCAACGUAUCCAAAACUCUACGCCAAGGACUAUGGAGAGGCUGUUUUCAAUACUUGGAACUUGCGUAAGAACUGUCCUCAAAAAGAUGGCGGACAAGUCUAUAUGACCUUUUAUUGCGACUACGAAGAAGAUUGGCCAAUGCCUGGUAUAGUGCCAGUCGUUGUACCGACCCCUCCCCCAAUGCCUAUUCUUUUGAUACCAAGUCCACAACCACAAUCCACUGAGUCAACAUGUGAAAUUGGUAAUGGUUGCGUUUUACCGGGCGAGUGUAGGUUCUGCUUCGUGGGGACCGUGCAAAGGUGCGAGAAGAGCUGCGACCAGUACGCACGUUGUGUAUAUGGACAGUACAUUCCUGAGAAGUGUCCCCCGGGAACCAUGUAUGACGCCGCCCAACAUUUAUGCAUCCCGGGCACCUGUUCGGACGAAACGGAAAUCAAGCAUAAGUCGCUCGUGGUGGACACUGACCUUUAAAAACCUUAACGCUAUGAAUGUCGCCAACGUCUAUUAAAAUAAUUCUAUUUACAGAUACAUGUGCUGAAAUAAAUUUGCGCUUGGUUGUAAGUGUUAUUUCUGCAUUACCAAUUUUUGAUAUAUUUAUUAAUAAAUACUUUACUUGUU